Molecule: messenger RNA, 1336 nt
Organism: Aedes albopictus (Asian tiger mosquito)
Lineage: Eukaryota; Metazoa; Arthropoda; Insecta; Diptera; Culicidae
Product: leucine-rich repeat-containing protein egg-6-like
Exons: 2
Coding region: 102-1082 (326 amino acids)
Cellular component (GO): plasma membrane
Molecular function (GO): protein binding
Source: RefSeq, a predicted model, not a curated record
CAGAAAUGAUUCUGUCGAUCGUUUCUUAAACACAAAAACUUAGUAGCUACCGCGGAUUCGUGACAAUAUGUGAAUUUAGAAGAAAAUAUUCUUUGUUGCAGAUGCUGUGGCGCGCUAGAUGCAUUCCGGUGUGCACCUUUCAUCAUUCCGUGAUCACCACACCGUUCAUGUGCCCACAUAAAGUGUCCACAGGGAUGUGCUGUGUUCGGUCGAUGAUGCUUCUAAUUUCGAAAAUAGUUAUUUUCAUGACGAUGAAAGAAAUCGCAUCUCACGUGAUCUUGCAAAGUAUUGAAACAAAUAACCCCAUCACCAACGAGGCAAUGUACGCAGACUAUCCGUACCUUCGGGAACUAGACAUGAGCAACCAAAUGACCUUUGAGUUUCCCGAGAAAAAGAUUUUGCUUAUUCACCACAGCCUUUCGGUAUACAUUUGCAAUAAUUGUGGAGUGACGUCCAUCUACCACGAAACUUUUUCGAAAUUACCACAUCUUACGUCGAUAGAGUUGAGAAAUAAUUCCAUGAAAUACGUUCAUCCCGACGCUUUUAUGCAUAACAACCGAUUGGAUAAAAUUGAUUUUUCCGGCAACAAACUAGUCACAUUGAACCCCGAGGCCACCCUACGGCAUAUUUCAUCCUUGUCAAUAAUAAAUUUUAGCCAAAAUCCGGGGAUGGACAUGAACAGAGUAAAACUGGCAAGCGAUAGACUUAUGAUCUUGAGCUGCAACAAUUGUGCAACAACCUUCCUGGGCCGAAACACGUUUGCCGAUAUGCCGAGAAUUUCACAGAUCGACUUGAAGGAAAAUUCAAUUGGUCAAAUCUUCGAUGAUGCGCUGGAGUCACUGGAGUAUGUGAAAAGUCUGAACAUCGAUGGUAAUCGCAAUCUGCAAACAAUGAGCUUCGCGUCCAAAACGCUGAAAAGGCUAAGCGCCGAGAACUGUUCUCUGGAAGGGACGCUACAGACUUCGAAUUUGCCAGCCCUGAAAAUCGCCAAAGUGCGAGGAAACCGACUAACACAUCUCGACGAGCUUGUACCAUACUGUUCACCGUACUGUUCGCAACUAUCUGCUACAGUAUCGCAAUAGUAUGGUAUAACAUCAUGUAUCUUCUUUCAUUGUACCAUCUGUACAAUUACCAUAAGUAUAAUAGGCGGUCAAGUUAUGUUCCAAUAAAAAAUGCAUUGCUCGAACAAAAUUGCUCGUUUACAGCUUGAAACAUUUUUUUAAUCUUCGUUUAUUCGGAAGGCUCGAGCGCCCUUGAGCAUAACAGAGCCGAAAUCAAUAUUGUAAUAUAAUAAUAAAAAGUAAUUAAAUAAAAAUACAAAAUAACAAUAUUACAA